Molecule: messenger RNA, 765 nt
Organism: Candidula unifasciata
Lineage: Eukaryota; Metazoa; Mollusca; Gastropoda; Stylommatophora; Geomitridae
Source: the annotation of a GenBank genome assembly
AUGGUGACAUCACUUCACCAAAGUGGUAGCUGUGAUGUCAGGAUCGCUGUGAAAUCAGGACAGGAAGUUGAGUUGACGUCACCUAAUUAUCCACAUAACUUUCCCAGCCAGCUGCAUUGUUUCUAUGAUUUGACAACGGAAUUUACUGCCGGGGAGAUCUUACGUUUGACAAUUCUCGAUGUGAGCUUGUCAUGCGAUAACCCGGACACCACUCUGGAAGUUUUUGACGCUUUUAGCACCAGCGCCAUGUACCUGGGGAAAGUGUGUGUAGGCGGCCUCACCACAUUUGUCAGUCCCAGGGAACGGCUGUACCUGAUCUUCAAGUCCCGAUCUGGAGCCAGCGGUGGAACCACAAGUAGGGGAUUUAAAUUGACCGUGAAGAGUUUACCAGAGUUCACUCACUGCUACAGUGAGAAAGCCCUGGUAAUGCCGGUAUCCUUACAACCACAACAAUUCAUUUCACCUUACUACCCGCUGCAAGUGGCGCCGAAUGUCCACUGUCGGUGGUUGCUGAAGGCUCCACUAGGUCACAGAAUUCACCUGGACAUCCUGCACGCUGACAUGAAGGGUUCAGACGACUGUGUGAACUUUGGCCUGUAUAUCUACGAUGGAAAGACGAGCUACGACGACGAGAAGCUGGCCGCUGUGUGCUCCAACAGCAGCAGAUCGUUCUGCAGCACCAGCAGCUACCUCAUGGUUGUAUUCACGUCCACUGCUCACGUGCUGCACUCUGGUGGCGGAGUCAAGCUGAGAUACUACUCCUCU